AUGUGAUUAGUGCAACGCUCUGGGAGCUCCAUGUAAUGGGAAUUAAUAACCUGGGUUGCUGUCUGUGCCCAGUCCCUGUGGGUUUACCUUUACCAGCCUUACCCGGCGGCAGAUCCAUGUACUAAAUUAUCAGUUUCUUGAAUUCAGGCAAAAGAUCCCGAACUUUAUCAGAGAGACGUGUCAUCAACGGAGAUUAUACGUCAUUCCGGUCAUGGAAAGUCUGGCCAAUCAGUAAGUUCCUCAUUAAAUAUGGACUUUGAAUGAAAGUCAAUAUAUUCACUUCUUCUAUGGAUCCCAAUGAUUUCCAUAUCUACCCCUCCCGUCCCUUUAAUCAUUUCACCCCGCCCCUCUCAUACUCAGGCUCCUCCCAUCACUAACAGACAGUUGUGUAUAUCAGUCCCUGCCCUGUAAUGAUUGGCUCACACUUGGCUUGUGAUUAGUGCAGUUCUCUCGGCAGCUCCAGGAAUAGGGAAUUAAAUAUCAGCCCCUGGGACUUGCGCCUUCCCUGUGUCAGAUUCAAGUACAACUGAGCAGUUUCCUGGAUUUACAGAAAAGAUCUUUAUCACAGAGACAUGUCAUCAACAGAGCUUGAGACCCCAAUACAGUCUGUGCCCAAAGAAGAGCCACCCAGUUACAACACCAUAGCACCCUAUGCCCCUCCAGACUCAUACCCACCACCCACCUCCAAUCCCCUAAUGGCCAUCACUCCUGUAAUGGGGCUUCCACCAGGGAUGGAGAAUCUGCUGCAGAUCAACCAGCUCUCGAUACGGGAAAAGUUUAAAGUGAGCCAGGGUUGGGCACGGAACUUCGAUGUGCUGAACUCCGCUGGGCAGGGGCUGUUCCAGGCAGAGCAACGCUUACAUUGCUGUGUCGCCAUAUUUGAUGUGAUAGUGAGAGACACGCAUGGGAACAGCAUGAUGGAGCUGCAUGAAGGCUGCCAUUGUUGCUCCAGGGAGAUGGAGGUUUAUACCCCGGCCAGAAGCCUCUUGGGAUCUGUCACCCUUCACUGGAACUCAUUUGUCACCCACCUGUCAAUCAUGGAUUCUUCCAAGCAAGUGCUCCUCCUCAUCCUCGGCCCCAGUCUCCAGGCCAACGUCUUUGGAAAUGUCAGCUUUGAGGUGAAGUCCAGUGAUGAACAACAUGUUGUUGGGAUGAUCAGACACACGAAUGAGGAAGUGACAGUUUCCUUCCCGUUGGAUAUGGAAGUGACACUCAAAUCAGUUUUACUUGGAUCAGCAUUUUACAUGGAUUGUCUCAUUUACCAGAGGAGAAGUGAGUUGCUUAGCACAAGAAACAGUGACUGAGAGUGGAAUCCCUAUGAUGUCACAGAACAGCAGUGAUGUCAUAUGGAGAUGCAAAUAUACUAUUGUAUGUAUAGACAUGUGCAGUGGUGAGAUGAAGCUGGAGUCGUGCAGUCGAUUUAUUGCACUAAUGAAUUGUUGCAGAGAAUCACUUGUUUGUAUAAUCUGUUGCCGUUUGGGAGACGUAUUUUUGGAUUUGUGGUGCAAUAACAGAUCUCACUUAGUUCCUCAUGAAUAAAACUUUGCUCUAAAUCCCUCAUUAAAGGCAAAUUCACCUUUUUA
Xenopus laevis (African clawed frog) is the source of this 1583-nucleotide messenger RNA. Its product is annotated as phospholipid scramblase 3. The transcript has 8 exons. Bases 573 to 1304 code for a protein of 243 amino acids. The record is from RefSeq and is a predicted model, not a curated record. NCBI's taxonomy places the organism in Eukaryota, Metazoa, Chordata, Amphibia, Anura, Pipidae.